Molecule: messenger RNA, 1938 nt
Organism: Clonostachys rhizophaga
Lineage: Eukaryota; Fungi; Ascomycota; Sordariomycetes; Hypocreales; Bionectriaceae
Source: the annotation of a GenBank genome assembly
AUGAAGUCGGUUCUCGCUCUCACCAGCAUCACCGCGCUCCUCGGCAGAGCCGUUGCCUGCGGUGGCGAUGACGAUGGCUGCUAUGGCCCAAUUGACAAGGUCGAGCACGUCCGUCUUGUCAAGCGUAUCCAGCCCGGUGCUCCCGGCGCUCCUUAUGGCCCAAAGGGACCUCUAGAAUGGGGCCAGAUCAAUUUCAUGCACACUACCGACACUCAUGGGUGGCUUGCUGGCCAUCUGAAGGAGGAGAAUUAUGGUGCUGAUUGGGGAGAUUUCGCAACCUUCACCCGUCGCAUGAGGCAGAAUGCCGAUGACUUGGGCGUCGACCUCCUGUUGGUCGACACUGGUGAUCUUCACGACGGCGCUGGUCUCUCUGACGCUACCACCAUCGAUGGCACCAAGUCCAUGCCCAUCUUUAGCGAGAUCGAAUACGAUCUUCUCACGAUCGGAAACCACGAGCUGUACGUGACUGAAGUUGCCAAGCAGAUGUUCAACGAGUAUGCCAAGAAAUGGGGGGAUCGCUAUCUCACUUCCAACGUCAAGGUCUACAACGAUGCGACCAAGCAGUAUGAGCAUGUGGGAGCCACCCACCGAUACUUCACCACCAAGCAGGGCAUCCGUAUCAUGGCUUUUGGUGUCUUGUUCGAUUUUACUGGAAACUCGAAUGCUUCUCAGGUCAUCAAAGCCAAGGACAUGGUCAAGGAGACUUGGUUUCGGGAUGCCAUCCACACUGACAAGCCAGUUGAUCUGUUCGUCCUCUUGGGACACAACCCUGUCCGCCAAACCGACUAUGCCAACACAUUCACCACGGUGUGGAAUGAGAUCCGAGCUGUUCAUAAGAACACUCCCAUCACCAUCUUCGGCGGUCACUCCCACAUCCGCGACUUCGCAGUCUACGAUCAGGCCUCCGUAGGAAUCGAAGCUGGUCGCUACUGCGAGACUCUUGGAUGGGUCUCGCAAUCCGGAUUCAGCAAGUGCAACAGCGGAUAUCACGGAGCCAAAAAGCCGGAUGGCAAGAAGCUCACACGUAAGGCCACGGAUAAUUCCACAGCCCCAUGGGCGUACUCUCGUCGAUACCUGGAUUGGAACCGAAACACUUUCAUGUACCACACCAGUUCCAACAACAAUUUCGACUCUCAGACUGGCCUCAAGAUUACCCAGGAGAUCACCACCGCCCGCAAGGACAUGAACCUCGGUGAGGUCUACGGCUGCGCUCCUGAGACAUACUGCAUCUCUUGCGUCCCAUUUGAUGACCCAAAGAACAUCUUCCCGGGUGUGAUCAAGCCCGCGGUGAACGCCAUUGUUCUCAACGAGGCCCGCAAGGACAAAGCCCGUAUGAUCAUCGGAAACACGGGCGCCAUUCGCUUUGACCUGUACAAGGGCCCCUUCACAUACGACGAUAACUUUGUCGUUUCGCCCUUCCGUGACGUUUUCCGUUAUAUCCCCGACGUUCCUUUCGACAAGGCCAGCCAAGUGCUUGCAAAGCUGAACAAGGGCACCGUUGCUAAGCGUGAAUUUGCCUCUAUGCCUAUCACCCGUGAUGACUGUGUUGAUCCCCUCGUCGGUGCUCUGACCCUCCGCGAUAUGCACCAGGAGCGCGGUAUUGUCCGUCGUCAGGAGACCAUCACCCCCGGAUACGCCACCAAGGAUGACUGGGGAACCGAUGGUGAUGAUACGGAGCAUACUGGUAUUCCCAACUACAGCAUCCCCAGUUACUGGGAGUCUCGUGCCGGGUUCCCUACUGGAUCCGAUCCUGAGAAGGUUGAUCUGAUCUUUUUUGACUUCAUUGAGAAAUACGUUUUGCAGGAUCUCGGCUCCGGCUUCACUUCCGAUAUGGUUUCGUGCUACAUCAACUGCACAUUCACUUCUCAAGACUUCAUGCUGCCCUAUGCCAAGCUGAUGUGGCAGGACAACAUCGACAACUGCCCCAUCGGCGCUUAG